Rotaria sp. Silwood2 is the source of this 414-nucleotide messenger RNA. The record is from the annotation of a GenBank genome assembly. NCBI's taxonomy places the organism in Eukaryota, Metazoa, Rotifera, Eurotatoria, Philodinida, Philodinidae.
AUGGCAUCGUCUCAAUUUGUUCGUCGUAUUAUUACAACAUCUGAAGCUGGACCUGUCGGUGGACCAUAUAGCCAAGGUGUUGUAAUUGGACACACAUUGUAUUUAAGUGGAUCUAUUGGACUUGAUCCUAAAACUGGUCAAUUUGCUGGUGAAGGUGUACAAGAACAAGCUCGUCAAUCAUUGAAAAAUCUUGGUGAAGUACUGAAGGCUGCAGGUGUUUCAUAUAAAAAUGUUGUAAAAACUAAUGUUUUUCUCAAAGAUAUGAAUGAUUUUGCCGCAAUGAAUGAAGUUUAUUCUGAAUUCUUUUCGGAUCGUCAUCCAGCUCGAUCAACUGUUCAAGUAGCUGCUCUUCCAAGAAAUGCUAAAGUUGAAAUUGAAGCCGUGGCUAUAUUAGGUGACAUUCAAGACGAAUGA